Messenger RNA from Zingiber officinale, 291 nucleotides. Its product is annotated as serine/threonine-protein kinase PBS1-like. Gene Ontology annotation, molecular function: protein kinase activity; ATP binding. The record is from RefSeq and is a predicted model, not a curated record. Gene Ontology annotation, biological process: protein phosphorylation. Bases 1 to 291 code for a protein of 96 amino acids. NCBI's taxonomy places the organism in Eukaryota, Viridiplantae, Streptophyta, Magnoliopsida, Zingiberales, Zingiberaceae. The transcript has a single exon.
AUGAAAAUAGCAUAUGAUGCCGCCCGAGGUCUAGAGUAUUUGCACGAGAAGGCCAACCCGCCUGUGAUCUACCGCGAUCUCAAAUCGUCCAAUAUCCUGCUUGAUGAAGGGGUUUUCAAUGCAAAACUGUCUGAUUUUGGUCUCGCAAAGGUCGACCCGAUGGGGGAUGUAAUCCAUGCUAGAACAGGCGAACUUACAGUGAAGGCAGAUGUAUACAGUUUUGGAGUUGUGUUCCUUGAGCUAAUGAACUUGACUAGCUCCUUCAAGCAGCAGCAUCAUGAAAAAAACUAA